UGAACUUUGACCAUGGACUUGGCCGCCUCCGAUCUGCUGCUCGAGUCGCAGCACCAAUUCUACUACCCACCCACCCCCGAAUACGACGUAUGCUCCUGGGGGCAGCUACCCUUAGCAGGUCCUUGCGAGACGACCGCUGGCUUUUACAGCGAAGUGUGGCCAGCACCUGACCCUGAUGGCAAACAUAAAACCUUUGUGGUCGAGCAAACCCAACUGUUACCUAUUCAGCAAGGUUCACCAAUGUCAGAUAGCAUGAGCUUGACUGUAGAAAAGUCACCCCAAAGAACCAGCAAAAUAAGAAACCAGCGCACCGCGUUCACUAAGCAGCAAAUCAGAGACCUCGAGUCUGAAUUCGCGCGUUCGAAUUACCUGACCCGGCUGCGGCGCUACGAGAUCGCCGUCGCGCUCGACUUGACGGAGAGACAGGUGAAGGUUUGGUUCCAAAAUCGAAGAAUGAAGUGGAAAAGGACCAAGCCAAAGAGCAGCAGCGGAGGAGGAGGAGGGAAAAAAAUCGAGUCUACUGAAAGCUUCAGGGAUUGCUUGUUUGUGUUUUAAAUUGUAGCAAAAACCUCCCUCUAAUUUGUAAAUAUAUUUGGGCACAUUCACCCCUCCCCAAUUUUAUAUUUAAUACAUUUUCCUUUUCGUAAACAAUUAUUAUUAUUAUUUUUUUUUUAUCAAAAUUUAAUAAUAAAGUGAGUAAGUUAUUUGUGUACUGAUGCUUUUAAUUUACAGUGAAAGAUUAUAUAAAAAAUUUGCUUUUAUAAAACAUGUUCUAAAAGUUAUUUUAACUAAAUAUCACCUCCAGAGCGGAUUCCAACAUUAAACAGAUUUUUCGUCAUCAUCAUCACUAUCUGAAUUUUCAACAAAACAAUCGGUCUCAGCUGCAGUUCUGUAGACGAAGCUGUUCACGUUGUCAGAGGAGGUUGACGAUUGUAUAAAUUUGAGUAGUGAUGUGUGUUUAUAAAUCACAUAUAAAAUCACCAUCAGUACAAUGCAAAGUAAGGUAGCAGCAAUCACAGAAAUCACAUAUAAAUGGCUUUCACUUGCGGCGGCAGCUGUUCCAGAGGG
Messenger RNA from Neocloeon triangulifer, 1068 nucleotides. Its product is annotated as GS homeobox 1-like. Gene Ontology annotation, biological process: positive regulation of transcription by RNA polymerase II. Gene Ontology annotation, cellular component: nucleus. NCBI's taxonomy places the organism in Eukaryota, Metazoa, Arthropoda, Insecta, Ephemeroptera, Baetidae. Gene Ontology annotation, molecular function: DNA-binding transcription factor activity, RNA polymerase II-specific; RNA polymerase II cis-regulatory region sequence-specific DNA binding. The transcript has 3 exons. Bases 13 to 555 code for a protein of 180 amino acids. The record is from RefSeq and is a predicted model, not a curated record.